CGGUCCAACCCGCUGUUCUUGGUUUGCUUGGCUGCAGCAGUGACACCGAUAUGUAUGGGAAUAAACCGGAAAGCGGUUUUUAGUUUUUAUAUCUUCAUUUUUGUAAGUUUACGCCAUGGAGUUCCCGGACCUCGGGCAGCAUUGCUCGGAACCGACCUGCAAGCAGCUGGAUUUUCUACCUCUCAAAUGUGACGCCUGUGAGCAGAUUUUCUGCAAAGACCACAUAAUGUACGCCCUCCACAACUGCAGCUCCGCGUACAAGAAGGAUGUGCAGGUUCCAGUUUGUCCCCUCUGUAACAUCCCAAUCCCUGUUAAAAGAGGACAGACGCCAGACAUCGUCGUCGGGGAGCACAUUGAUCGCGACUGCAGGUCGGACCCGGCUCAGCAGAAGCGCAAGAUCUUCACUAAUAAAUGCGGGAAGCCGGGCUGCCGGCAGAAAGAACUCAUGAAAGUGAUCUGUGAAGACUGCCACGGAAACUUCUGCCUCAAGCAUAGGCACCCACUUGAUCAUGAAUGCAAAGGCAACAGCACCCCCAUCUCCCGGGCAGGGCAUGCCGCGUUGCUCAGGUCUCAGGCUUCCUCUUCCAAAGCCCCAGCUUCCUCUAGUCACACAGCAGCCAAGCCAGCAUCACAACCUCAGCGCAGCAGAGCAAGUGUUCCUAUUGCCCAUCCACCCGCUGCAGCCGCUCUACAGAACGGAUUAUCAGAAGAAGAAGCUUUACAGAGGGCUUUGGAAAUGUCACUUGCAGAAUCGGCACAGAAUGCGACUCCGCAGCACAGCUCUCAGGAAGAAGAGGAUUUGGCUCUUGCCCAAGCUCUGUCCGCUAGUGAGGAAGAAUACAGACGGCAGCAGGCGGGGCAGGAGAGUCGUACUGCCAAACAGAGCACCUGCAAUAUGUGCUAGCGCCACCCGGACCAGCCCUCACUCAGCACAGAUACAGAAUCGGGACCUAAUUAAAGCUGCAACGCCUCGCUGGUUUGCCAAGGACGACAGAAGUGGACUGGGAUUUACAUGCAUCGAUUUCUUUGCAGUCUGUUUUUUUUUUGGCACAGUGGCCAUUAACUUGCAGAUCACUUGAAGUGGGUUUAUGACCUUCAUAGGUGGACAGCAGGUGAUUAAAGGGAACGUGACUAGUGUUGAGCGAACUUGUGUUUUAAGUUCGGCGUCUAAAGUUC
Molecule: messenger RNA, 1176 nt
Organism: Bufo gargarizans (Asiatic toad)
Lineage: Eukaryota; Metazoa; Chordata; Amphibia; Anura; Bufonidae
Gene: ZFAND2B
Product: zinc finger AN1-type containing 2B
Exons: 10
Coding region: 116-904 (262 amino acids)
Biological process (GO): protein targeting to ER; proteasome-mediated ubiquitin-dependent protein catabolic process
Cellular component (GO): cytoplasm; endoplasmic reticulum
Molecular function (GO): zinc ion binding
Source: RefSeq, a predicted model, not a curated record